AUGUAUGGCUGCUUCCAUGAUCAGCUGGAGCAGAGUGCUUGCGGCCGAGACGGGUUGGGCAGCUUCGCGAUGUGGGGAGGCCUGUUCUCCCUGAUCGACUGCGGGCUGGUGAAGGUGCGCGGGAAGGAGGACCCCUGGAACUCCAUCACCAGCGGAGCCAUGACCGGCGCCAUCCUCGCUGCCAGAAAUGGGCCCGUUGCCAUGGUGGGCUCGGCGGCGAUGGGCGGAAUCCUGCUGGCGCUGAUCGAGGGUGCAGGCAUCCUGCUCACCAGAUUCGCCUCCUCACAGUUCCCCACCGGGGCCCAGUUUGCAGAGGAGCCCGCCCCGAUGCCGCCCCCCCCCUUCGGAGAAUACAGGCAGUAUCAGUGAGGGAGGGGCCGCCCUCACCCACCCCUAGGCUUUUUAAAAUACCUCCACAGAUCUGACUCGAAAGAAAAUUCUGGAACUUCUUCAGAAGGAACUCUGCAGUGCAUCCCAACUUCAAGGAUUUCAUUUUUUUACUGAUUGUUUUUUUUUUUUUUUUCCUGAACCAUCAUUGCCAUCUGCCUGUUAAAAAGCCUCAUCUGUUGCAUGUUCCCCACGAUCAGUGUGUGAAUGUUGGUGGUCAGCCCCGGAAUGGAAAUGUCGUCAGGGCCCAUGCAGUUGGGUGGCAUACAGGGGGUUAUAUUGGGAUUUAGGAGACAAUGGAACUCUAGUCUUUAACAUGCUUCAGUGUCCUGGUGGGAUUAUUUCAGCUGUCAGCAGGCUGACUUCCGCUUUUACGUAUUCUGGAAACGUACGGCUAACCGUUUUUUUAAAUCGGUAGCUGUGCGAGAUGGCUUUGGAGUUCCGUUGCGUCCUCCCUGCUCAAUAUCACCAUUGUACACAGAGAUGUGCGGCCCACUUAGAUUCCCCGGAGGUCCGCUUACGAGGUAGCCUGUUGACUAGUAGCACACCUGAGUCACAUGACUUGGUCCUGACCAGUGGACAAGCUGGAGAGGUAAACUAGCCUCACACCGAUAGGGACUCCAGAGCCUAGCUGGCCUAACCCCAUGGCACACCCACCUUCUGCUAAUGUGUG
Messenger RNA from Conger conger (European conger), 1060 nucleotides. Its product is annotated as mitochondrial import inner membrane translocase subunit Tim17-A-like. Gene Ontology annotation, cellular component: mitochondrial inner membrane; TIM23 mitochondrial import inner membrane translocase complex. Bases 1 to 369 code for a protein of 122 amino acids. Gene Ontology annotation, biological process: protein import into mitochondrial matrix. NCBI's taxonomy places the organism in Eukaryota, Metazoa, Chordata, Actinopteri, Anguilliformes, Congridae. Gene Ontology annotation, molecular function: transmembrane protein transporter activity. The transcript has 4 exons. The record is from RefSeq and is a predicted model, not a curated record.